AUGGGGAGCAGUAGUUCAGCACUGAAAGUUUGCACUGAUCACCAGGGAGGCAUCAAUUGGCUCAGCCUCAGUCCAGACGGGCAGUGGCUAUUGACAGGCAGUGAAGACGGCACUGCCCGGCUCUGGAGCACGGCUGACAGUCAGUGUCGGGCCCAUUUUCAAGGGCAUGAAAGCUACAUCACCUUUUGUCACUUAGAAAAUGAAGUUGCUUUCACAUGCAGUGCAGACCACACCAUCAGAAAGUGGGAUGUGAUGACAGGUCAAUGCCUGGCUGUUUACAGAGGUCACACGUCCAUUGUGAACAGGAUCCUGGUUUCCAAGGAUUAUCUCUUCAGCGGCUCCUAUGAUAGGACAGCACGUUGCUGGAGUAUGGAUAAGGAGAAGCCCAUCCAGGAGUUCCGGGGCCACCGGAACUGUGUCCUGACUUUGGCUCUCUACUCCUCCAGGGAUGUCCUCGAGGAUUCAGAAGAAGAAGAGUUGGAGGAGGAGAAGCUGAGCAGGGACUUCCUGGUGACAGGGAGCACAGACUGCACGGUCAAGGUCUGGUGGGUGUCCAGCGGGCGUUGCCACCAAACCCUGCUGGGCCACACUGGGGCCGUCUUAUGCCUUAUACUUGAUGCUCCGAAUAGGGAGCUCUUUUCAGGCAGCACUGAUUACACCAUUCGGACAUGGAACAUUGUGACUGGCGAGCAAUUGAGAGUGUUCAAAGAACACCAAGGAUCGGUUAUUUGCCUAGAGCUUGUGAAUCGAUGGUUAUAUUCAGGGAGCGCAGACCGGACGGUGAAAUGCUGGUUGGCUGAUACUGGGGAACGAAUCCGGACAUACAAGCCUCACAAACACAGCGUCAGUACUUUGAAAUACCAUGCUGGGAUAUUGUUUACAGGAAGUGGCGAUGCCUGUGCCCGAGCUUUUAAUACGAAAUCCGGCAUGCUUCAAAGAGUGUUUCGAGGACACAAACUGGUUAUUAACUGCAUCCAGAUUCACAAUGAACUAUUGUACACAGCUUCCCACGACGGCUCGCUAAGGAUCUGGGACAUACGGCAGAUCUGCAAGCGGAACAAGCGUCGCUUGAAGGACAGGACUAUCCAGGCCAGGCGCUCUCAGAAGGGAAGCUUGUCUCGACUCUUCAACAACAAAGUGGGCUGCAUGGUGCACCAGGAAAAUGGAGGAGAGCCGGAGGCGGUGGAGCUUGUGUGA
Molecule: messenger RNA, 1197 nt
Organism: Elgaria multicarinata webbii
Lineage: Eukaryota; Metazoa; Chordata; Lepidosauria; Squamata; Anguidae
Gene: WDR86
Product: WD repeat domain 86
Exons: 6
Coding region: 1-1197 (398 amino acids)
Molecular function (GO): protein binding
Source: RefSeq, a predicted model, not a curated record